AGUGUAUGUGCUAACUCCAGUGCUGCAAAACCGUGGCUUUGUCUUAGUAAAGCUUUUAUAACUAGUGUUUACAGCAACAUGUUAAUCAAAUGGAGCUGUACAGUGAGACACAUGAUCUGAGGAGUAUAGGUUGGUCACACAACCCCUCAAAGUUUUGAGGAGAUGUUCAUCUGGUUUCUUAAACUUUUACUAUUUUUAAAGGUAUUAAUCCUGUCCUUGGUCUAAAUUGACAAGUCAUCUGGAAUUGGUCCCUGCACUCCAGCUCAUCAUCUGAUGAAUAUAUGGGGCACUGCAAACCCAAAACAAAAGGCCCAUCCAUGUUUCUCCUCUAGCCCCAGUGAAUGUUGCUCUUUCUUUGGAAGAAAGGCUAUUUUAACUUAAAUGCAAAUCUGACCCAAAAAUGUAGUCUGCACUAAUUAAAAGCAAAUACAAAAAGACAAAGGCUGGUUUGUAUUAAGAAAAUGGACUGAUGGAAAGAAAAUGAAUAUUUAAAGGUGGCUUCUAGCAGUUAGCAGUUACAGACUUUGUAAAUUAUAAUCUAUUUUUUGAUGUUUUAACAGGUUUGCACUUGUUUGUAAACAGCAGUCUUGUUACAAGCCACCUUGUGCGUCUGCGCUGCUAGGAAAGGAGGUUGGGAGGAACAAGAGGACACGUGAUAUCCCUGUUACUCCAGACCCCACGCGCUUGCAAUUGCUUGGAGUGUGAAUGCAGAGUAGCUGUCCAUGUGUAAUGAGACCAAUGGGGAGGGUUAACAUUUACAAAAUCCACUGUUUAAAUUGGUACUAGAAGGGUAAAUUUCAGUUUAACAUUUAACUUUGUUUAUAGGGACUCUGAUUUUUAACUACCUGUUGUGGUUCUCAGCUCUUCAUUUGGACAGCUAACACAUAUUACACUUCACUGCUGCUUCGGCGACACUUGCAUAGGAGCAUUCUGCGCUGGCAUAGCAAUGCUGAUUUCUUUAUUUCAGAGUUCUGGAAGCAACUAGUUUGAGAAUCUGUUCUUUGGCAAGGAUUUAAACUACCUGGACAUUUCAAGUAAAAUGAAUUCUUUCUCUGUAAUCCGUGCAUUUCCAGUAUCAAACCAGCCGUUUCCUGGAUGUUUAAGAGCAAAAUUUAAUAUAGCAGUCAGAACCAUAAAGCCUUUCUUCCAGUCGUGCACUUUUUUUCUGCCCAAAUUUCCUGCAUGAUGAACAUUAAUAAAAGCAAGCUUGACAUGUCCUUGUCUAAAUCAUAGAGAAUAUCCAAAAACAUUUCACUUGCUUUGUUGAGAUCUUUUACUAAUUAUAUUGUUUUAUUUUCUCUUUUGUUUUGGUUUUUACCACUGAUAUUGUAUUUAGAAGGUUUCAGGUGGGUGAAAACUGCUAUUCCAUGCGUAAGGUGCCUCGCUGAAGGGAGCUCGAGGCCCGGAUCUAGGCAGACAUGCACCUCCUCCUCUUCCAGCAAGGAACGCACCGAAAAGUCACAUGAGAAAUAUGGCUUGUUACCUCAAGGCAAUUGAAACGCAACCAAAUUUUGCAGUCGCUUGGAGUAAUCUUGGAUGUGUAUUUAAUGCUCAGGGAGAGAUCUGGCUUGCAAUUCACCACUUUGAAAAGGCUGUAACUCUUGAUCCCAAUUUCCUGGAUGCUUACAUUAAUUUGGGAAAUGUGCUAAAAGAGGCUCGUAUAUUUGACAGAGCAGUAGCAGCAUACUUAAGAGCCCUUAGCUUAAGUCCAAAUCAUGCUGUGGUCCAUGGAAAUUUGGCUUGUGUGUAUUAUGAGCAGGGCCUUAUUGAUCUUGCAAUUGACACUUACCGUCGGGCCAUUGAGUUGCAGCCACAUUUUCCUGAUGCCUACUGUAAUCUUGCCAACGCUCUCAAAGAAAAAGGCAGCGUGGUUGAUGCUGAAGAAUGUUAUAAUACAGCUCUUCGACUCUGUCCUACGCAUGCAGAUUCCCUUAAUAAUUUAGCAAAUAUUAAGAGAGAACAAGGAAACAUAGAGGAGGCAGUGCGGCUUUAUAGAAAAGCUCUGGAGGUGUUCCCUGAAUUUGCAGCUGCACACUCAAAUCUAGCUAGUGUAUUGCAACAACAAGGAAAACUUCAAGAAGCUCUCAUGCAUUAUAAGGAAGCUAUUAGGAUCAGUCCAACUUUUGCUGAUGCUUAUUCCAAUAUGGGCAACACUCUAAAGGAGAUGCAGGAUGUCCAGGGUGCAUUGCAGUGUUAUACCAGAGCAAUUCAAAUAAAUCCAGCUUUUGCUGAUGCUCACAGUAACCUGGCCUCCAUUCACAAAGAUUCUGGAAAUAUACCAGAGGCAAUCGCUUCCUACAGGACAGCACUGAAACUGAAGCCAGAUUUUCCUGAUGCCUACUGCAACCUUGCUCACUGUCUUCAGAUUGUUUGCGACUGGACAGAUUAUGAUGAACGUAUGAAAAAGCUGGUCAGCAUUGUUGCAGAGCAGCUAGAAAAGAACAGGCUUCCUUCUGUCCAUCCACACCACAGCAUGCUUUACCCACUGUCUCAUGCCUUUAGGAAAGCAAUAGCUGAAAGACAUGGAAACCUGUGUUUAGAUAAGAUAAAUGUCCUUCACAAACCACCAUAUGAACACCCUAAGGAUUUAAAGGCCAGUGAUGGGAGACUACGGGUGGGAUAUGUGAGCUCAGAUUUUGGAAACCAUCCAACUUCUCACCUCAUGCAGUCAAUUCCUGGCAUGCAUAAUCCAGAUAAAUUUGAGGUUUUUUGCUAUGCCCUCAGCCCAGAUGAUGGCACAAACUUUCGUGUAAAAGUAAUGGCUGAAGCAAACCACUUUGUUGACUUGUCCCAGAUUCCCUGUAAUGGCAAAGCAGCAGAUCGUAUCCACCAGGAUGGAAUCCACAUACUGGUUAAUAUGAAUGGCUACACUAAAGGAGCACGCAAUGAAUUAUUUGCCCUCAAAGCAGCGCCAAUUCAGGCAAUGUGGUUGGGGUAUCCUGGAACAAGCGGAGCACCAUUCAUGGAUUACAUAAUAAGUGACAAAGAAACAUCCCCUAUUGAUGUUGCUGAACAGUACUCUGAGAAACUAGCAUACAUGCCCAAUACAUUUUUCAUAGGAGAUCAUGCCAACAUGUUCCCUCACUUAAAGAAAAAAGCUGUAAUAGACUUCAAAUCCAAUGGCCAUAUUUAUGACAAUAGAAUUGUACUCAAUGGAAUUGACCUGAAAGCUUUCCUGGAAUCAUUACCUGAUGUGAAAAUUGUAAAGAUGAAAGGCCCAGACAGUGGAGAUAAUGUUGACAAUAAUUCAGCACUGAGCAUGCCAGUGAUUCCUAUGAGUAGCAUAGCAGAAGCUGUGAUUGAGAUGAUAAAUCGGGGACAAAUUCAGAUAACAAUAAAUGGAUUCAACAUCAGCAAUGGACUUGCAACAACACAGAUAAACAACAAAGCGGCAACUGGUGAAGAAGUGCCUCGUACUAUCAUUGUCACCACACGCUCACAAUAUGGACUUCCUGAAGAUGCUGUUGUGUAUUGUAAUUUUAACCAGCUUUACAAAAUUGACCCUUCUACCUUACAGAUGUGGGCAAAUAUUUUGAAGCGUGUCCCAAACAGUGUCCUUUGGCUAUUAAGAUUUCCAGCAGUUGGGGAGCCAAAUAUCCAGCAGUAUGCACAGAAUAUGGGCCUUCCCCAAUCCAGGAUCAUUUUCUCACCUGUUGCACCUAAGGAAGAACAUGUGCGCAGAGGGCAGUUAGCCGAUGUUUGCUUAGAUACGCCACUCUGCAACGGGCACACCACCGGCAUGGAUGUGCUCUGGGCUGGAACGCCCAUGGUCACCAUGCCAGGUAAGGAGUCUGCCGAAAGUUUAGGGUUACACAACAAAGAUUGUUUUCUUUCAGGCGAUACACUUGCAUCAAGAGUGGCUGCUUCACAGCUUUCAUGUUUUGGCUGCCCUGAGCUAAUCGCUAAAAGUUGGCAAGAUCAUGGGGAUAUUGCUAUGAAACUGCAAACUGAUCUGGAACACCUGAAAAAAAUCCGCGCUAAAGUCUGGAAGCAAAGCAUAUCAGGCCCUAUUUUUAACACCAAACAAUACACAAUGGAUCUGGACUGGAGGGAUUGUAUGUGGGAGCAUUUUGCUGCGGGAAACAAUGUGAUCAUCUCAUCAAGCCUGUGGAAAGCACCGAAUUCUCUUGACUCUCUGCUGGCUCCGAAUAUAUCGGCCAAACACAUUGGAGAGCUGCAGAGCUGACUUUCUGUGCGACAGAAGGAAUUAUUUAAACACCUGUUGGUCUUUAGACUUUGUCUUUUUUUUUGCUUAAUCCAUCAAAUAUGAUACCAUGGGCAGUUUUACUUGUUCAUAUACAUUUUUAGCCUUGUAUUGCAGUAUAUUUGCAAUUUAAACUUUUAAACUUAUCAGUUUGUUGUUUGUGUCUGCUAGCUCAGUCGCAGCUUUAAACUCUUCGCUAACUGCAGGUUAAAUAAUAAAAAAAAAGAAACCUUAAGCAUCA
This is a messenger RNA of Xenopus laevis (African clawed frog), 4445 nucleotides long. RefSeq names its product O-linked N-acetylglucosamine (GlcNAc) transferase L homeolog (gene ogt.L). NCBI's taxonomy places the organism in Eukaryota, Metazoa, Chordata, Amphibia, Anura, Pipidae. Gene Ontology annotation, biological process: protein O-linked glycosylation. Gene Ontology annotation, cellular component: nucleus; cytoplasm. The transcript has 19 exons. Gene Ontology annotation, molecular function: protein O-acetylglucosaminyltransferase activity; glycosyltransferase activity. Bases 1463 to 4186 code for a protein of 907 amino acids. The record is from RefSeq and is a predicted model, not a curated record.